This is a messenger RNA of Dunckerocampus dactyliophorus (ringed pipefish), 3108 nucleotides long. RefSeq lists its product as uncharacterized. The coding region runs from base 559 to 3045 and encodes 828 amino acids. The transcript is spliced from 3 exons. The record is from RefSeq and is a predicted model, not a curated record. Lineage: Eukaryota; Metazoa; Chordata; Actinopteri; Syngnathiformes; Syngnathidae.
UGUUUGUUGGAACAAUUAGCCAAGAUAGCAUCGUUAGCUAGCGUCGUUAGCGUGCGGAACAGCAUUACUUCCGCUGUGUCGCGUGCCAAACGGGGAGGAGGAGCGGCGAGCAUAUGCGGGCCUGCUCGUGUCGGAGUGUGAAAAAGUGAAGGAUGUGAGAAAACGUGAGGGAGAGGUGGGCGAGAAAGAAAGAGAGAGAGAGAGAGAGCUUCAAUGUGCUCGGCAACAAGCUGCCAUAACGCGAGGAAGAGGAAGAGGGGGAGGCGGGAGCGCCUGCAUCCGGAGGGAGGGAGGAAGAGGAGCAAAGAGGACGCCGAAACUGAUUGGAAAUACGGUGAAGGAUUUGAUGAACACUCCCAACAUGGAGGAAAAGCUACUUUUGUCAUUGACUCCCUUCCUCUUCAGCAGGAAUUGUUUGAGGAUUCUUCUUCUUCUCUUCCCUGCACGAGUCAUGGCCCACUGACCUUGACUUGCUGGGAUACAAACACUCCAGGCGGUACAGGUGAUGACAGAUUAUGACUAGAUAACUAGAUAAGCAGGGUUUAUCGUCUUGAGAACAUGUUCUCCAGGAAUCGCUCCAAUGGUCAACACGGAGCAAGCGUCCCCCCUAAAGGAGGCACGAAAGCUAAAGUCACCCAGCCCAAGAAGAGGGCCCCAAACCCCAAAGUAGCGCUCGUCAUUCGUGGGAAAAUACAUCGCCUUCUGCAAGGAUCUGCAGACCACCGUGUUCCUGAUCCCCAAGAUUAUUACGCAGAAGAUGUUGAGAGGGAAAAGUGUGAGGUCAGAAAGGAUCACAGACGGAUUUAUCCAAAGACGUUAGCCAGGGAUGAAGUUCCCUCCUCUUCAAAGUUGUCCAAUGGGAAAGGAGACGGAGGACCACCGUGUGUUGGAGAGGUGGAGCUGAAUCGGGAAGGAUGUUUAAGAAUACCCUGCACUUUGCAACGCAAAAGCAGUAAAUCCCCUGCCAAUCGGAAGCGUAUCUCAUUUGAGGGUUUACUGCCGUUAUCUCCAGAGCUUACGCGAGCCGCCACGCGCUCCAGCUCAGCCGGACCCGAUAAGAAUGGCGUUACGUUUGACAGACCAGGAGGAAGAGACUUUGCUGCACCACGUGUUCGGCCUAAGAGACCUUACUCUGCUGGUGAUACUUUGGACUAUGACUUCAACACAGCUCUGCCAGAACCACUAGUGGAGGAGGGGCAAGGACAUUUGGGAGAGGAACAGUCCAGUGCCAUCAUUGAGCACAUUCUCAAAGAGCUGAGGGGCAUCAACAAAAUCCAGGAAGAAAUCUCAGACCUCAGGGAUUAUCUUACCUCAGUUAAGGGUUCUGUUGAGGAAGUGUCGUCCUGUGUGGACGCUGUCCUGUUGGAGAUAGAAGGCAUCCGGUCCAGCAGCAAGGUUGGCUCAGGUGCAGAUACCUGGUUAGGGGAAGGGUACAUAGAUGGCUCAUCCCCCCGCAGGAGGCCUGCUAGCGUCCAUGGAAGUUUAGGCCGUUCAGCACCAAAGUCUGCCUCUGAUAAUUUUCCUGAGGUGUGCAAAGUGCAACAGGGCGUUCACAGAGAAUUGCGACCUCCAAGAGCAGAAGACUACAGUGUGUCCCCAGUCGCUGAGUCAGUCAAUCAUCAGGACCUGGAGGAAUUCGAGGAUACUUCUGACAUCAGCUCAGACAUCCCGGAAGGUGCUCUAACUAGAAAGCUUAGCUUGAGAUACCAGGAGAGGCAGGACUGCCCGGACUGUCUGAGCACCAGCUCCUUGUCGUCUCAAAGCUCCAAGUCUGAAUCAGAUUUAGACAGACCAACAUCUUGUCAUGAAAGGACACAGGAAAUUGCUCCCGGUGCAAAGGAGUACUGGACUACCACCAAGCCACUACAUCGGACUACUGAUGAGCAUCUGUGGGAUGAGGAACCUUCUUACAGGGAGGAUCAUAAAGUGGAGACUUGCUUUGAUGGAGUAGCUGAUUGGGAUCACUACAGGACACUAACACAGUGCUCCUCAAGGAGCUUGGAGCAUCGCUCUAGACAGCGGUACAACUCAGCUGGCAGGACCUCACGCAGGGAGGAGUGGCAGACACGGCGGUCUCGCUCCCAGUCAGGCAUUCUUACAACGGCAUACUCUGCAGACUGUUCCUACCCAAAAAGUUCUGGUUACCAUUCAUUUGAUGGACACUAUGGAGCGUCAAAUGGAUUUGACUAUGGCCCAUCAAACGACUGUCAUGUUGGGAGUUAUCAAGAAAGUUAUUUCACCUAUCAAGACUCUACAGCAGUCACAUGGAGUGAGGCGUCGCGGUGUAGCAGUGAAAAAACAUUGAUCCCUGGUACUGAAACCAGACACCAAAACCAAGUCCCUUAUCCUGGUAGCUCAGAUAUCCAACCAAGUUUCGAUGUCAGGCGCAUAAGCCGAGCUGUUUCUGAUUUUAGCUCUGCUUUGCGAGGAGCUUUGCGAAAACUUGAGGUACCAGCAGACCAGAAUCCUGAAGAUGAAACAGACUUGGAAGUUUCAGCGAUCUGUGACAUGUCUACAUCUGAGUUGCCUACAAAAUCUUUCAGCUGGGAUAUCGUUAGCCAAAAUUUUCCUCUGGAGAAAUCACACUUUUCCUUUGAAGAAUCCUCAACUUUGGAGUUUGCAGCCACAAGCCAACACUAUCCCAGUUUGGAAAUGAUUCCUACGGGCCCAGAGGAACACCUAGUCUUCAUCAGCCAAGCAGCACUUCCACCUGACGACCUGACGGAACACCACGCUGGGGUUGUAGAGGACCGGCCUCCAGAUAACACCAGGGCCGAGCUGUCCCAGCACACCACCACAGAGUCCUUGUCAGCCUCUGUCCUGGCUGAACAAGCUUCAGGGCAACUCAGGGAAGGUCAGCAAGCAUCCACAGACACAGCAGAAAGAGAAGCUGGGGAGGUAAGCCAGACGAACGAACGCAACCUGAAGUGCCUGAGGAGCUUCCAGCAGAUUCUGCGGGAGAAGCGGGAGAUGAGGCGCAACCUCGCUAGCAUGUCCACCCUGUCUCAGGAGGACUUUGAACCAGGUAGAUCAGCAGCUCAUUAAGAUGGAAGCCAAGUUGGAGAUCAGGUUUCUCUGCCUCCCAACAUUACUAACAUUACAUCACUA